UCAUUCAAGCGAAACACCCACACGAGUAGUGUACCUGUAACUACUCACCACAUCACUCUCACCCACCAAACACCAACAGAAACCUUCUGCUUCUAGAAUAUUCCUCACCGUUCUCCAACCGCUUUUGCCUCACUCAACUCUCAAUCUCUCGAGGUGAAAAGCGUGGAGAUGGACAGAUUUGGUAACUAGCUGAAGGGGUAUCUGCAGAGGAGCCGGCUGAGUUUAGGGUAAUGAUAGGAAGGAUGGAUAAUGGAGCACAAUCUGGUUUUGACUGGGCAGAGGAAAUUAAUGGAGAGGUUCAAAACUGUGUGAGAAAGAAAAGGAAAUACAACAAAUCAAAGAAAAAGGAAUACAAAUACAAUGGAUGGGGAUCAACUUCCCUUAUUCAGUUUCUCAAAUCCAUUGGUAGAGAUACAAGCAGCAAGAUAAGUCAAAGUGACGUCACUAAAAUUAUAAAUGAUUAUGUUAAGCAGAAUAACCUUCUUAAGCCUACAAAUAAGAAAAGAAUUCUGUGUGAUGUUAGGCUCCAGUUGUUGUUCGGAAGGAAGAGCAUUAACCGGAUAAAGAUUAGUAACUUUCUUGAGUCACACUAUUUAGAAAACUGUGGACAAUCUGAUGAAGACAUUCUGUUUGACUCAGAUGUUGAUGAAUAUGCAUGUGAAAUCCCCAAACCAGCGCCUUCGGAGAGGAAGAGCCAACCGAGGAAACAUGUUGUGGAAAAACCAAGAAGCUGUUUUGCCGCUAUCAAUUCUUCCAACAUCAAGCUUGUUUAUUUAAAGAGGAGUCUAGUUGAGGAACUUUUAAAGGACCUUGAAACUUUUGAGACCAAAGUAGUUCGAAGUUUCAUAAGAAUCAAGUGUGACCCAAAUGACUACCUUCAGAAAAACUCACACCUGCUUCUGCAAGUAAAAGGUAUAAAGAAGGGCUCAGGAGUCGAUGGGGAAAUUCGCUUGCAAGCUUCUGGUUUCAUUAAAGACAUUACCAUUAAUAUGCUAUCAGACGAUAAUUUCUCUGAGGAAGAGUGCGAUGAUUUGCAUAGAAGAAUUAAAGACGGCUUACUCAAGAAACCUACGAUUGUGGAUUUGGAGGAAAAGGCUAGAGUGUUGCAUGAGGAUAUAACUAAACAUUGGCUUGCAAGAGAACUUGCUCUAUUGCAGAAUCUUAUUGACCGAGCAAAUGAAAAGGGUUGGCGAAGAGAGUUGGACGGGUACCUUCAAAGAAGGGAAAAGCUUAAGAGACCGGAGGAGCAUGAACGGUUAUUGCAUGUAAUCCCUGAAGUUAUUGCUGAAGAUCUAGAAUCUGAAUCUACGACAACAGAUGUUCCAGUUAAGAAACUCAAAACCAGUUUCCAAGAGUUUUCAGAGACUACCUGUACAAAAGCAUCAUUAGCAUCUGAGGUCCCAGAGGCAGUUGCAGAUGAUUCUGCAGAUUAUUUCUCAGAUGAUGAAGAAUGGUUAUUCCAUGGGAUUCCCCAAGUUACUACUGAUUUUCUAGAUUUUUCAGAAUCCCAACUCCCCGAAGUUCCAGAUAAAAAGGCAGAAGUUCCAGAUAAAAAGGCAGAAAAUAAUAGUAUGCAAAGUUUCUGGGAAGCUACUCGUACAAAAGAAUCUUUAGUGACCGAAGUUUCAAAUCCGGUUGCUAAUGGUUUUGCAUGCAAGGCUACAAAACUGUCUCUUACCGAUCAAACCGAUCAAGAAAAUGAGUCACCAAAGUCGAUUCUCAAUCUUAGUGGACCAUCAGAAGUUCCUCUUUUCAGCAUGGAAAUUAAUAGCACUGCGUUGAAUUGCAUAUCUCGCGACGCUUCUGCAGUUAACCAAUGGUCUAGCGUGUCUGUUCAACAGCAACCAGCAAAAGAAACAAACUUCGCAUAUAAGAUGGAUGGUGUAUCUAUGACGGCCAAAUCAAAUGAAUUUCAUAUUGGAAAUAAGAUCUCUCAAGCACCAACAGUCAAUCAGGUACGGCCAGCUCAGGUUCAGGUUAUAGAACUGAGCGACGAUGAUGACGAUGAGGAAAGUGAAAAACCAAGCACCAUAAAACCUCUCCAUGAAACACCAAGCACCAUAAACCGUGUUCAUGAAAAUCUAAACACCGUAAACCGUGUUCGUGAAAAUCUAAACACCGUAAGACCAGUUCCUGCUGAGGAGUUACAAGCCUUGGUCUGGCAUUACAGAGAUCCUCAGGGACAGGUGCAAGGUCCUUUCUCCAUAGUUGCUCUAAAAGGUUGGAGGGAUGCUCACUACUUUACUCCAGACUUCAAGGUUUGGAGGGCAGGCCAAAGCCAAGACCAAAGUGUACUAUUGAAGAAUAUUCUACCCAAAUUUUUCCCCUUUGGAUAAAAUUUCAGGAGGUGUCAGUUUAACUGGGAUGUCAGUUAUCAGAGUAAUGCUUUUGUCAUACCAAUUUUGAUUUUAAAAAAAAAUGAUGCUUUCCUAUCCUGGUCAAUAACUUGUUUUGAUUUUCCGGCAACAGACGAACAGCUACUUAUAACUGUAACUGUCUCAAAUUCCAUCUGAUGUCUUUGUUCCAUAUCAAUAAUUUGAUUCUCUGGUAAACACCAACUUGCUUGUCUCCCUCUUUAUCUAGCCCAAUGGUUGUAGAAUGUGUGCUGUGUCCAAUUGUCAGGCAAAGGCCAAGGUUAUUCAAGCUGGUGAUUGUGGAGGCUGUUGGGAAAUAUAUCAAAUCGGUGACAGUUACAAAAAAAAAAAAAAGGUUCACUUUCAAAUCAUUCCAACAAAAAUUGAAUAUCAAACAAUCAAUGUUUAUUAUCUGUUUUUACAGUUCUUUUUGUCAAAAAUAAUUUUAUUGGAUAUUUUUAAUAUCCAAACUGAGUUACAGAUCGACCUUUUUUUGUGUGGCAUUGAUGAGACAUUUAAUAUAUAUUAUUUGGUGCUUUUUUUAA
Vicia villosa (hairy vetch) is the source of this 2899-nucleotide messenger RNA. RefSeq lists its product as uncharacterized. Gene Ontology annotation, molecular function: protein binding; DNA binding. The transcript is spliced from 8 exons. The coding region runs from base 231 to 2336 and encodes 701 amino acids. The record is from RefSeq and is a predicted model, not a curated record. Lineage: Eukaryota; Viridiplantae; Streptophyta; Magnoliopsida; Fabales; Fabaceae.